GCGGGCGCUAUGACCCUGCGGAAGAGUGCUGGCAGUUGAUGGCGGCGCGGACUCGGUAGGGUGGACUCUGCCGCUGUAUGCCCGACUGUGCUCCCGCUCCGGCGGCUGCACUACCAUCCGGUUUCCCCUCCCCUUUCUCCUCCUCCUCCUCCUUCCAGCCCCCUGCUCCGAGACCAUCGGCGUGGACCCCAGUGCUUCCCCGCCCCGCCCGGCACUCACUCGGAAUGGCGACCGAAAUGGAUUCGCUGGGCUCGGCUGCAGAGAGUACGGCAGCGCCCGGCGGCGGCCUGGACGCCGACGAUGAUGAAGAGAACUGGCUGUACGGAGAUGAAAACCCUGGAAAACAAGAAGAGGUGGCUUUGGUUGAUGGGGGUGAAGAUUCUUUAAAAUCGCUGCAGGAGCCGUCACAAGAAUUCAAAGUCAGCAAUUUGGAAAUGGCUGAGGCUGCUUCACAAAAUGGUGAUGAGGAUGACAGUGACAGCGACAGUGAUGACGAUGAUGUGAAGGUCACUAUUGGCAACAUUAAGACAGGUGCACCACAAUAUAUGGGGACUCCGAUGAACUUGAAUCUGAAGAGUGGACGGCCUUAUGGCUCUUCUGCAGCAAAGUUGCAUUCCCGAGGUAUUGACUUAGAUGCCCCUGGGAGCAUCAAUGGGAUUCCAGUGAUUGAGGCAGAUUUAGAUUUGUUUGAAGACAAACCUUGGAGAAAACCAGGAGCUGAUCUUUCUGAUUAUUUUAAUUAUGGCUUCAAUGAAGAGACGUGGAAAGCUUAUUGUGAGAAACAACGAAGACUCCAGUUAGGACUUGAUCCUAUACUUGCAUCUGCUUCAGAGAGCAAAAAAUUGGUUCAGCAAGGGAAAGUGAGCAACAUAGAGAAGGAUCUGGAAAAUAAUUUACCCAAAAUGGAAUUGAAAGCUGAUUUUACAUCUCCUCCUGGUGGAAGGAUGAAAGCAGGCCCACCGCCUAAUAGUUUUUCCUCCAGAAAACUUGCUGGCGCGAUUGACGUUAUUAGUGGAUACACUGGUUCCAUCAGGAGGGUAGAAGGAAGGCGACGAGACAAACAUGGAGGAGAUGAGAGUGCAAUUCAGGUUCUUGGAGACCAUGGAAACAAAAGACCACCAUUUCCAGCUCCCACAGGUCCUCCUCCUCCAAUACCUGGACCACCCCCUCAUUUCUUGCAUCCACCCCCUCCUGUCAGCAGUGGACCACCACCCAUGCACCCACCAGGUAAGAUGCUUUGAUUAUGUUUACUUUUU
Molecule: messenger RNA, 1256 nt
Organism: Chiloscyllium plagiosum (whitespotted bambooshark)
Lineage: Eukaryota; Metazoa; Chordata; Chondrichthyes; Orectolobiformes; Hemiscylliidae
Source: RefSeq, a predicted model, not a curated record